Molecule: messenger RNA, 1179 nt
Organism: Vitrella brassicaformis
Lineage: Eukaryota; Vitrellaceae
Source: the annotation of a GenBank genome assembly
CCGCUCUCUUCUCUUUCCCCUCCUUUUUUGGGAUGCGUCAGCUGAAGCACCACGAGAAGAAGCUGCUGAAAAAGGUUGACUUUCUGUCGUGGAAGUCGGAUGACAAUAUCCGUGAGGUCAGGAUCCUCAGGCGGCACUACAUUCAAGACAGGGAGGACUACACCAAGUAAGACAACACCAAACAUCGAUGGCGAAAGCAAGGGAAGGGAAUGAAGCCAUGUGGUUGCUGUGUGUGGAAUGUGAUGGGUUUGUGCAGGUACAACAAGUUGUGUGGGCUGAUAACCAAGGUGGUGGCCGCGUUGAGGAAGCUCAAGCCUAACGACGAGUACCGGAUCAAAAUGACACAGAUACUACUCGACAAACUGUGAGCAGACACGCAUCACGCGCACAUCCGGCAAUGAGCGGGUGUGUGUUGUCCGUGCCUGCCUGCCUGCCUGCAUCCAUCCAUCCGUCUGUCCAUCAGACACGGGAUGGGUGUGCUAUCCAAUCGGAAGACCCUCGACGGCGUGGACAAGAUCCCCGCGUCUGCCUUUUGCCGACGGCGGCUGGCCGUGUUGCUGGUGCAGCUCAAAUUCUGCGAGAACCUCAAACAGGCAGUCGGAUACAUCGAACAAGGACGUAAUGAUCACACACACACUCACACACGCACCCACAUAUGAUGGCAUGGCAGGAAGGCAUCUGCCUCCCUCGUUGAUGGAGGCCCAAUGGGUUGUGUGCUCUCUGUGGAUGCCCCAAAUGCAGAUGUGCGUGUGGGCCCUGAUGUGGUCAAGAACCCUGCCCUACAUGUCACUCGUGAUAUGGAGGACCACAUCACUUGGGCACAGGGAUCUGCCAUCAAAAGGUAUACACACAGAAAGACAUGCACCGGCUGGUCCGGAUGACCGGGAUGGGACUGGUUGGUGGGUUUGCCUCUGUCGCCCUGUCUGUCUGUGCGUCGAUUCAUUCAGGCACGUUAGUCGGUUCAACGAGUCACUGGAUGACUUCGAGCUCAUGGGCACGUGAGCACGUGAGCAGCUUAGCUCGGGGAAUCUGAGGGCCGCUCCAUACAUGCCGCCAUUAUAAAGGAUGGGCGAUGCGAGAAAUGAUUGGGUGUGGAUUGGGCGGCACUUUGCUGAGUGUGGGCUGGGGAUGCUCAGAUCUCUUUGUGACGGACAGAGAAGACCUGUAGAUAGUCUAGCA